Molecule: messenger RNA, 1189 nt
Organism: Aphidius gifuensis
Lineage: Eukaryota; Metazoa; Arthropoda; Insecta; Hymenoptera; Braconidae
Product: dehydrogenase/reductase SDR family member 7
Exons: 7
Coding region: 165-1148 (327 amino acids)
Molecular function (GO): oxidoreductase activity
Source: RefSeq, a predicted model, not a curated record
UUUAUCAUUCAUUUUUUUUUUUUUUUAUUACAAUAUUUUUUUGAUGCGCCAUUCGAAAAAAUCAAAAAUAAAACAACCAGCUGUUUUGUGUGUUAAAAGUUAAAACCGACACGAAAUUAUACAAAACAAAUAAAAACAACUUGUGGAAACCUGCUUUAGUAAAAAUGGAUUUUUUCGAAUUUAUUGGCAUUGUUACUGUUGCCUAUUAUCUUUUUUAUAUAAUUUAUCCUUGGUUUCUUGAUUGUGAUUUAAAUUUAUCAAUAAGAGAAACAUUUGGACAACCAAUAACAAAUUUACGUGGAAAAGUUGUAUGGAUAACAGGUGCAUCAAGUGGUAUUGGUGAACAUCUUGCUUAUGCAUUGGCAAAAGUAAAUUGUAAAUUAAUUUUAUCAGCAAGAAGAUUAAAUGAACUUAAUAGAGUCAAAGAUAAUUGUCUAAAAGCUUCUAAUGAAAUUCAAGAAAAUGAUAUUGAAGUUCUUGUUAUGGAUGUGUCUGAUGUAUCAAAACACCAAAAAUUACUUGAUCAUGUAAUCACAAAAUUUGGCAAACUUGAUAUCUUGGUAAAUAAUGCUGGACGUAGUCAACGAGCAAUUUGGGAAAAUAUUGAUCUUGAAGUUGACAAAGAAAUGUUUAAUUUAAAUACAUUUUCUAUAAUAUCAUUGAGUCGAUUGGUUUACAAAUAUUUUGAUAAAAUUGGACAUGGACAUUUUGUUGUAACAUCCAGCAUUGCUGGUAUAAUGGGUGUACCUUUUUCAGGUACUUACACUGGAUCUAAACACGCUCUUCAUGGAUAUUUUGAAUCUUUAAGAACAGAAAAAAUGAAUAAAAAUAUUCCAAUAAGUAUGAUUUGUCCAGGACCAAUUCAAACACCAUUUUUAUCACAAGCAUUUACAGAAAAAUCUGGCGAAAAAUUUGGACAAGAUUGUGAUGUUGCUAAAAAUAAAAUAAGUGGAGAACGUUGUGGACAUCUUAUUGCUGUUGCAAUUGCAAACAAGGUCAAUGAAUGUUGGAUUGCUCAUUGUACAACUCUUCAACUAACUUAUCUAGGAAAGUACUAUCCAAAUAUAGCUCAAACAAUAAUAUACUUAUUUGGACCACAAUUAUUUCAACGUCUUCGAGAUAAUAAAGUAACUGUUAAUGCAAAAUAAAAAAUUAUACUUGCAAACAAAUAAUACAUCAUCAGUCAUCA